AAACGCGUCGUUAGGUUUCAAAUUAGUUAAAAUUAUUGCCUCUUCUGAUUUUGUUGUAAAUCAGUGAGGAGUAACUCAUGGACUUGAGAUCAGUUGUGUUUGUGAAGUGAAUCGGGAAGAAGAAUUAAAAACGAACGUUGAUAAAGAAGAUUGUGAAUAAGUUAAAGUGACAGAGAUUGCAAUGGAUAAAAUAGAAUCAAUAGAAGAAGAUAAAAUUGAAGUUAAAAACGCAGAAACGAAACUACCGUUUUCAAUAGAUAACUUAUUGGCUGAUAAGUUUAAUAGACCAGAAAGUUCGACAUCUUUAGAUUGUUUUAGUGCUUUUAACCAGGUUAAUGUGGACUCUGAUGAUGAUGAUGAUAAAGCUAGCAGUGGGUCAGAGCAACUGGAUGUAGAAACGUCAGUCGGUGAUGAUAGAGAAAUUGGUGAUGUGAAGGCAGAUUAUCAACAAUCAGGUUCCUGCUCUCGAGGCAAGCGCGCUAGAACGGCGUUCAGCGCUCAACAGAUCAAGAGUUUAGAGGCUGAGUUUGAGAAGAAUAGAUAUCUCUCUGUGGCUGCGAGAGGACGAUUGGCUAGGCAAUUGAGACUUACUGAAACACAGAUAAAAAUAUGGUUUCAAAACCGUCGAACGAAAUGGAAACGAAAAUACACAAACGACGUUGAAUUAUUCGCUCAACAGUAUUACAAUAGCUUGGGUAUUGUCACACCUAGGCCAAUGUUCGUUGGUGACAGGCUGUGGAUAUUCAACUAUCCCAAUCGACUUCCACAAUGGAAAUCGUUAAAUGCCAAUAUCAACCAUCAAGGGCAACUAAUAGACAGGAAUCUGUUUAGGAACGCGCCAAAACCCGAUUCUUUUUUAAUUCCCCCGAAUGAACGGUUUUUAAACAUGGAGCGGCUGUCACCUGUCAAAAUUCCCGCGCAAAAUCGACUCGUGCCAAUACCGAAUGUUUACAACAAUUUGGCGCAAAGGAGUUUGGAUAUGUACAAAAAUGGUAUAUUAACUACUCCACAAGAGUCUAAUGUUGAUCACUUGAGAAGACUGGAAGAGAACUUUAGUAUUUAAGUAGACAUAGGUAAUAGAAAUACCAAAGAUGUUAUUUUGUAAUAUAAUUUACAAUA
This is a messenger RNA of Colias croceus (clouded yellow), 1119 nucleotides long. RefSeq names its product NK1 transcription factor-related protein 1-like (gene lms). The record is from RefSeq and is a predicted model, not a curated record. The transcript is spliced from 3 exons. Lineage: Eukaryota; Metazoa; Arthropoda; Insecta; Lepidoptera; Pieridae. Gene Ontology annotation, molecular function: DNA binding; DNA-binding transcription factor activity, RNA polymerase II-specific. The coding region runs from base 182 to 1063 and encodes 293 amino acids. Gene Ontology annotation, biological process: neuron differentiation; central nervous system development; regulation of DNA-templated transcription.